CCAAAGCUCAUCCACCAUUUUUUUCCACUUGCUCGACCAUUUUAACCACACACAGAAACUGCUAACACUGAUGUUGUACUUUAUGAACAACUGAUUGUACAUUAUUUCGUUAUUUUCUUCCUACUUCGAAAUUCAUAUUGUUCCAUUUACACACACACACACACACACACACAGUCGAAGCCCACUGAAAUUCGAAAUCAAUGUUAUCGCUGAGAAUUCCUCCGCCGCUGCCGCUCCCAAUCUCCUCCUCCUUCAAAUCCAAACUUCUCCGUCCAAUUCCGCCCCUUCAAACUCCUAAUCUCCCCUCGCUCUCGAUUUCCCCCAAAAAAUCGCGUCCAAAUAAAUCCCUAAUUCACGCGCAAAACGGCGACAAGGAGCUGCCGAAAGAGAACGGCGGCGAGGAAAAGGUGAACGAUGAGCGGCCGAGAUUGAAUCUGAAGUGGGCGGACCUCCUGCUCGACCGGGAUCCGGAUAACAUCGUGGCCGUGGGAUUGACGGGGCUGCUGACGUGGGCGAGCGUGCAGGUCCUGUGGCAGCUGUUUGUGAUAUCGGCGGCGAUCGUGCUCGCCGCCCUCAAAUACACCAUCGUUGCUGCUCUUCUCGUUUUUAUUCUCAUCACUCUUCUCUGAUUUUUUCAUCUGAUAAUUUUGAUUUUUAAGUUUGUGUAUAGAUUUUUUUAGAUGAGCUGAUGAGGUGUUAGUUAUUCGAUUUCAAGUUUUCUUCAAAGCGACUGAAAUUUCUUGAAGUAAUUUGGAACUCUUGAAUGACGUUGUGAAUUUGUUUACUUUAUUAAAUGAUCAGUUGUUUAAUUUUAGUUA
Messenger RNA from Salvia miltiorrhiza (redroot sage), 818 nucleotides. RefSeq lists its product as uncharacterized. The coding region runs from base 201 to 629 and encodes 142 amino acids. The transcript has a single exon. Lineage: Eukaryota; Viridiplantae; Streptophyta; Magnoliopsida; Lamiales; Lamiaceae. The record is from RefSeq and is a predicted model, not a curated record.